Molecule: messenger RNA, 1707 nt
Organism: Arachis duranensis
Lineage: Eukaryota; Viridiplantae; Streptophyta; Magnoliopsida; Fabales; Fabaceae
Exons: 2
Coding region: 1-1707 (568 amino acids)
Source: RefSeq, a predicted model, not a curated record
AUGGCUGGGGAGGACAGUUUUAUAGUGUUGGUUCACCACAGUGGAUCGAUUAAGCGGAAAACUCGUUCCGGUGUCAAGUUCACCGAUAAGGAUCCUCUAUGUAUUAUCGUGAGUUCUACGACGAGCUUUGAUGACCUUGCUAGCUCUGUACUACUGAAACUUGGUCUGGAUGGUGUGAAAAGGGUUAAGAAGUUUUUCUAUCGCAUUCCAAUCACGGUGCUCCAAGAUACUGUGAAGUAUGAUUGUUUCACGAUCGGGAGUGAUGAGGACUUGCAGGUCAUGUUUCUUUGUCGCCGGCAGUUUCCCGAAGUGAGGACACCGGAGCUGUUGGCAAAGUUCGUUGAUGUGGUGUCCAGCUCGGGGGGUUCGAACCGGAAUACCAACACUUUAGCGAUGGUUGCCGGUUCUAGCUCCAAACCUGCCGUUGCAUCUUCCUCAGUCCCUGCGUACGAGCCACCCGCCCCGCCUGUCGCCUCCCCUUCGUUCACUGUUGAUCUCAACGGCAGUGUUGGCGACGAGGUUGGAACAGGAGAACAUCAACAUACCUCUGUACAAUGUCCUGCACCGGCUGGGGAUGGAGAUGGAUUGUUUGAUGAUCUAGAAGACGAUGAUGUCGAGUCGGAUAUGAUUGCUGAUGACAGUGGCGAUGAUAUUGGAGCGAGUGAGCUUGCCGGUGCGGGUGGUGGUUCUAGCUCUGGCACACAGCAGUACCCUCCACAUUUUUCAUCUUUGGACCUGGAUGCUAUGAGGCAGGAGGGGGUACCUGGGGAGCCUGCUGGAUUUGGCGCUAGAGAUGCAGAAGGGUCAGCUGGUAUGACAGAGUUUCAGGUUGGUCAGCAAUUUCAGGAUAAAGAGGCUGCGCUGUUAAGUGUGAAGACUUACAGCAUCCGCCGAGGUGUACAGUACAAGGUAGUAGAGUCUGAUUAUCGCCGUUAUGUUGGCAAGUGUUCUGAGUUCGGGAAUGAGUGCACAUGGUUGAUUAGGCUGAGUCUCCGACAGCGUAAGGGCAUUUGGGAGGUCAAACGGUACAAUGGACCGCAUACUUGUCUGGCCAGCUCUAUCUCCAGCGAUCACAGGAGUUUGGAUUAUCAUGUGAUAUCGGCAUUCAUUAUGCCAAUGGUUAGAGCCGAUGCAUCUGUCAGCAUCAAGGUGCUCCUAAAUGCGACGACCUCACACUAUGGGUUCAGGCCUACCUACAAGAGGGUCUGGAUGGCGAAGCAGAAGGCUGUUGCCGUCAUUUAUGGUGACUGGGAUGAGUCGUACAACGAGCUCCCAAGGUGGGUGUUAGGAGUGCAGUUGACCAUACCUGGUUCUAUUGCACACGGGAACUCCAACAUACUCCCUGUUGCAUUCGCACUAGUCGAGGGUGAGAAUGUUGAGUCGUGGUCAUUCUUUCUCUCCCACCUCUGGCAGCACGUUACACCACAGCCGGGGUUGCUCGUUAUUUCUGACAGGCAUAACGGCAUCAAGGCCGCGCUUGAGGCUCCCGACGGGGGCUGGCUACCUCCGGCUGCAUACCGGGCUUUCUGCAUUCGACACGUGGCAGCAAAUUUUGUCCUCACCUUCAAGGGUAAAGAUGCAAGGAGGCUUCUUGUGAACGCUGUCUAUGCUAAGACCGAGGUCGAGAUCGAUUACUGGUUUGAUAUUCUACGCUCGGAAGACCCGGCGAUGUGUGAUUGGACGAACCGGAUUGAGUAUUCAUUGUGA